CUCCUCUCUUCAACACAGAACUGCUCGACUAGAGCCUCACCCCAGUUGAAUACAUACAGCCUGUAGCUUUGAUAUGAAGCUCUUCACCAGUUUUGUCCUCUGUGGACUGGCCCUUUGCUUUGCGACCUUCGCGUCUGCGGCACCGGCACCUCCCACCGACAACGUCGAGCCCAUCGUCGGCGCCCUUACCGACCACACCAGCAACAUCACCAGCUCUUCAAAUGACGUCUCGACACUCGGAUAUGACCCAUCCUACGAUUACCACGGUUGGGCGACCGUUGAGAUCUGGACCGGCGGCUCCCAACGUAGGCCCGUAAACUACGGCGACACGCGCGGUGCCAACCUCUCGGACGCCAUCUUCAACCAGUUGAACAAAGUCUGCCCUCCCUCUCUGCGCAACAGCGGUGCCGGCAUCUGCCCUGGCUCGCCCUACCACCCACACGGUUGGCGGUAUUUCGCGACCAACGCACUCAUCAAGGGCGAUCCAUGGUGGCAGGUGGAACCGCGGACUGCGUGGGUGCGUGUCGAGAACGGACAGUUUGCAAAUGAGGGGAUUCGCACCGUCAUGCUGCAGCUAGCUGCUGAUACGCUGCGGGCGUACACGCUCGAAUCGAACGGUUACAACUGCUACGGUGUACCUGGAAGGUAUACGGGUGUGUACUGCAAUGUACCGCAGCUCGUGCGUAUCAACCUCCCGGUUGGCCGUGUUGGCGAUUGGGUGAUUCAGAACUAUCUGCACAUCGAGACCUGGGGCACGGAUUAUGACCACCAGUUUGGAUUUACAGUGGGUGAGCUGAAGCCUUGCAAGACGCGCAAGUUGGUUGAUCAGGUCAUGGACAAGUAUCAGGGUGACCUCGUUGGGCUAUUUCCGGAGUGGAAGAACUCGUUCAAGCGUGAAGCGAAGGUGAUCAUCAACGGCUUUGACAGCUGUACCAAUGAACCCUAG
This is a messenger RNA of Boeremia exigua, 946 nucleotides long. RefSeq lists its product as uncharacterized. NCBI's taxonomy places the organism in Eukaryota, Fungi, Ascomycota, Dothideomycetes, Pleosporales, Didymellaceae. Bases 74 to 946 code for a protein of 290 amino acids. The record is from RefSeq and is a predicted model, not a curated record. The transcript has 3 exons.